AUGUGGAGAAAUAGUGUUGUACCAAUUUAUAAGAAAGUGGAUAGGGAUUCGGGGGAUAAUUAUAUAUCGAUAUCUUUGACUUGUGUGUGUUGCAGAUUGAUGGAGGCGGAACUCACUGCAGCUCGAACUUUAGUGAAUAAUGCGCAAGAGAACGAAACUGAGGCGAGUCUCCUGACAAAAAAUGUUAAACAACAAUUCAUGGAAUUGGCUGAAUUGAUGGGAGAAGGAGCCAUGGAUUUAGUGAAAAAGAAAGAGGAAGCAGCUAAGCAAUUGCAGAUGAAGGCAAUAGAAUUAGAUCAGGCGAACACUAAGUAUGAAGUGCUGCAACACCAGUUUCUACUGAUGGAACAUUCAUAUAAUGAAAAUCUCAAUAAAAUCAAAGAGCUCGAACAUACAUUAGGAAUGGAAGAAACGGAGAAACAACGAGAAUUGAGAAAAAAAGAAAAACUUGAAAGAGAUUUGAAGCAAGCCAAAGAUGAAAAUGAUACUCAAACAAGUGAAAUAUUGAUUAUGCGAUCAACCAUUGAAUCAUUGAAAAGUGAUUUGUCUAAGCAACAACAACAAGCCAAAGAAAAUAAAUCACAAAAGACUUUUCCAAUGACAGGAGUACUUAAAUGUAAGAAACAUCAUGCCAGAAAGCAUCCAGACUUUUUUUAA
Molecule: messenger RNA, 657 nt
Organism: Helobdella robusta
Lineage: Eukaryota; Metazoa; Annelida; Clitellata; Rhynchobdellida; Glossiphoniidae
Exons: 5
Coding region: 1-657 (218 amino acids)
Source: RefSeq, a predicted model, not a curated record